UCCUCGACUUCCUCUACAUCCAUAUCCGAGACAACCUCAACUUCUCAGAGGACGGUACAUCCGAGAAACUAUAUAUUGAGCCGCCGUGUGACAAUUAUUCCAUUCUCAGCCUCUAGCCCCAUAGUUUGAGUCAUAACAUUCACUUUUGAGAAGUCCAGAAGGACUCAUAAUCACCGAUUCCACAUGAACACCACCCCCUCUUAAGUGCUACGAUACCAUCCACAGCUAUCAUCUGCGUAAUCCUCCUUCAUCAUCCCCAUCCUCCUAAUCCUCAACUCAAAAUGACAACCCCCCGCCCCCUCAAAGUCCUCUACCACCUUCACCCCAACCUCGACACCCUCGACCUCUGCGGCCCCCUCGAACUCCUCUCACACGCCCACUUCCCCUCCACCUCCUCCCCCCAAAAAGCCUUCCUCCCCACCCUAACCGCCGUCUCGGACCUCAUCACCACAGACCAAGGCCUGAAGAUCCACCCCGACAUCCCCAUCUCCACCGCCUACACCACCCUCUCCUCCUACGACAUCCUGAUCAUCCCCGGCGGCGGCUCCCCCGGCGUAUUAGAAGGAAAAACCGAGCCGUUAGAACUGAUCAAAGCCUUCUUCUCGUUGCCGAAGAAAGAGAGGAAGGACGAUGAUCCGUUGAAGGGAGAGAGGAUCUUGAUGAGCGUGUGUACCGGUUCGUUGUUCUUGGCGGCGGCGGGAGUGUUGGAUGGAUUGGCGGGGACGACGCAUCCGUAUUAUUAUGGGAAGUUUAGGGAGAUUCUGAAUGGGAGGGGGAAGGUGCUGGAGGAGCGGUUUGUGGUUAAUGGGACGGGGGAGGAGGGCGGGGUGAGGGUUGUUACGUGUGGAGGCGUGAGUUGUGGGAUGGAUGGGAGUUUGUGGUUGAUUGAGCGGGUGGUGGGGAGGGAGGCGAAGGAGAAGGUUAUGGAGAUUGUGCAGUAUAAUGGGAGGGAUGGGGAGGGGGUUAUUGUUUGAGUUUAGGUCGUGAGUUGGAGGUUAGGUUGGGAGAUCAAGGAGGGACGGAAAAUGGUUCUAUUUUAGGAAAGUUGUAGGGAAACAGAAAUCUCAACUCUGAAU
Molecule: messenger RNA, 1076 nt
Organism: Mollisia scopiformis
Lineage: Eukaryota; Fungi; Ascomycota; Leotiomycetes; Helotiales; Mollisiaceae
Product: class I glutamine amidotransferase-like protein
Exons: 2
Coding region: 282-974 (230 amino acids)
Source: RefSeq, a predicted model, not a curated record